AUGAAAAUAUAAACAAUUCGGACUAUUGAUUUCAGCAAAGCUAAUAAAUAAAUAAAGGAUCUUUCUCAUAAAUUUUUGUAGAGCAAAAUGCUUAGAAAGAACAAAGAGAAUUGCAAUCCGAAUACAAAUCAUUAAGAGAAUGCAGCAAAAUUCCUAUUAGAAGCCCUCCAAAAACCUAUUUUAAGAAAUCUGAGAGAGUUGAUUAGAAUAAAAGAAUCAGUAGUUUGUGAGAGAAAUAUUUUCGAUGAUGUGUGUUCUUUAGGAUUAAGUGAGGAUUCAGAUGUAGGAGAAGGGUUUAAGAUCUCUUUUGCCAAUCUAAGUAUGAAGUAGGAGAGUGUUAUGGAUUUCUAGAGUAUUUAACCAAUAAAUGUUCCUAUUUUAUUGUUUAUGAUACUUUAAAAUAUUCGAAAGAAGAAAAUGAUUAUUUCAUUUUAAGAAAUCAAAUUGUUUAUACUUUAAAAAGAUUUAACAUUAGUAAAUGAGAAAUUACAGUGUUCUUAGAGAGAACAGCUAAGAAAGAUACUCAUAAAUAAAAUGAAAUAAGAAGGAUUAUUAAUUUAAGUAUAUUUAAAGUAUUGGUCUCAACAAACAUAACUUUUGAUAUUUUUUGAUCACUUUGGAUCUAAAAUUAAGAAAAUUUAUAGAAGUAAAUUAAAUUAAUACUUCAAUACAAUAAAAUGGUAAAUAAAAAGAAGAGAAGGGUUAAAACUAUUAAUAAGAUUGACAAAUAUUAAAUUAUUUGAAUAUGGAUAAUGUUUGAAUAAAAUCUAUAAAAAUUUGCAUUUGCAAAAGUAUUUAGAGAAGGUAUUCAAAAAGUAAAUUAAAUUUUCUUUUUAGCAAAUUCAAUAUAUGA
Messenger RNA from Paramecium sonneborni, 853 nucleotides. Lineage: Eukaryota; Ciliophora; Oligohymenophorea; Peniculida; Parameciidae. The record is from the annotation of a GenBank genome assembly.